Exaiptasia diaphana is the source of this 6175-nucleotide messenger RNA. Its product is annotated as protein retinal degeneration B. Bases 166 to 4266 code for a protein of 1366 amino acids. The record is from RefSeq and is a predicted model, not a curated record. NCBI's taxonomy places the organism in Eukaryota, Metazoa, Cnidaria, Anthozoa, Actiniaria, Aiptasiidae. Gene Ontology annotation, molecular function: phosphatidylinositol transfer activity; phosphatidylcholine intramembrane carrier activity; phosphatidylinositol binding. Gene Ontology annotation, cellular component: cytoplasm. The transcript has 19 exons. Gene Ontology annotation, biological process: phospholipid transport.
GCGGCGCAGGCAGCAGCCACGGAGUUUCAACUGUUUACCUUCUAGUUCGCGACAAUGGUCUGACCUCUCUUUUCGACUUCGAUCCAUAAAUGAUAUUUGAUGUGAACCUGUUUAUUGAGUACAUUUUGGAAGUGAUCGAGGCAAAAGCCUCUGUUGGUUGCAAUCAUGUUGAUCAAGGAGUACAGGAUUCCUUUGCCGAUGAGCGUCGAGGAAUAUCGCAUCGCUCAGCUUUACAUGAUUCAGAAAAAGAGUCGUCUAGAAAGCACUGGUGAGGGAAGUGGUGUUGAAAUACUUGAAAAUCAUCCUUAUAGAAGCAAAGAUGGUGAAUGUGGACAGUACACCAAAAAAAUAUACCAUAUUGGGAACCACCUGCCUAGCUGGUUGAAGGCAAUUCUUCCAAAGUCAGCUUUGAGAGUUGAGGAAGAAGCUUGGAAUGCUUAUCCAUAUACAAAGAUGAGAACAACAUGCCCCUUUGUAGAGAAGUUUUAUGUUGAUGUAGAAACAUAUUAUCUUCCUGAUGCUGGACAAUCGGAGAAUGUUUUUAAUCUUAGUCCUACUGAACUAAGCAACAGAGAAGUUGACCUAAUAGAUCCUAUAAUUGAGGAGGUUUUAACAUCUGAUUAUUGCGAAGAAGAAGAUCCUUUAAUGUACAAAUCUGAAAAGACGGGAAGAGGACCAAUGCCUGCGAACUGGUUGGAGCAAUAUCAGACAGAUAAGCCUCCAUCUAGUGUCAUGUGUGCCUAUAAACUCAUCAAAGUUGAGUUCAGAUAUUGGGGCAUGCAGAACAAAAUUGAACAUUUUAUUCAUAGUGGCCUUCGGCGUCCAAUGCUAAUGGGACAUAGACAAGCCUGGGUUUGGCAGGAUGAGUGGUUUGGUCUUACAAUAGAAGACAUACGACAACUUGAAGAAGAAACAAGAGCUAUUCUUAAUCAAACUAUGGGAAAGCAAUUUGAUUCACUGCAGCUUGGAAACCUGUCAGAUCGAGAGAGUGACCAGGAAGGUGGUUUUGCUAGCACUGAGAGCAGGGGAAGUGUAGUACAUGUCCCAUCACUUAUCGCAAAGCGUGAAUCUAUUCAUGAAAUAAAUGGAUCAAAACUGGAGCUUAUAUCAAAAUUUUCCAUGGAGGAUUCAGAGGAAAGCUCACCAAUUCCUCCCAUUGAGAUAAAAAUAGAAAGACAUGACUUCGAACGCGAGGGAAUGCCAUUUGUGUCACAAGAACGUGACCAGGAGUACCCAACUAACAUGAGAGACUCAUUCCCUCGUUCUAUAAGGUCGUUUAGGGACAGCAAACGAGGAAGUGUUACUAGUUAUGAAAGUGCUUCAGCAUCAUUGCCGCCAUGCCUGUCRCGAAGAAUGUCAUGUACUGAUGUGAUGAAGGGAUGGCAAAUGACUAGCAUUGAGACUUCAGAUUCCACUUCAGAAGAUGAAUUUUUUGAUGCCCAAGAGGAACUUGAUAGUCCUUCAGAAGGCGAACCAAUUGGAACCAAUCUCCUCAGCAUCCAAAACGUCGAGCUCAGUAAUAGUUUUAAAAGCUUGGAACUUGACUCGGAUUCGUCCCGUGGGUCUCGGGAAUCUCUUGACUCUGUCGGGUCGUCGAUCAUCGAUCAAUCUCGGGGGCCCCCUUACGUUCAUAAAGAAAAAUUGUGCAAGAAAGUUAGUGAUACUUCAAUAUAUUCAAUUUCCUCGUGUAAAAUAACCACACUUCUGUUAGUGGUUCAUGGUGGCAGCCAACUAGAUUGUGACCAGGAUAGUUUAUCUAAAGAAAUGGACUGUGAGUUACUGAGAGAAAGUUUUGAAACGGUCAUAAAAACGCACUAUAGGGGUGCCGUGGGGAGAAUAGCAAUACGUUUGGUAGAGUGUCCUGCUGUCUGCUCCAAGGCUCUGGGUAUACUGUCUCAUCUAUGUCCGUAUGUUGAAAAUGACUCGGAUACAAUGUCGUGUUAUUCUGGGAUUUGUCCCAUCUCCAGUAGCUUCCCCAUAAGUGCUAUCCCUUUAAUGGUGACAUCCUCCCCAAAUUACGACGAAAUGGUGGCAACGAUGAUCGGCAAUACUAACCGCGUAUAUCACGAUUUUCUUCGUUCAGAAGAAGGACAGGGUUUCUCUGGAGAGACUUGCAUCAUUGGUGAUUGUAUGGGUGCAUUGUUAGUGUACGAUGCUCUUAUAUCAUUCCGAGGAAGAACAACAAGUGUUACCUCAUCGAACAGUUAUCAUAUCUCAUAUCCACCAAACUCAUCAAACUCGUCUUUAAAUGGUGACUCGGAUGUCACAGGCUCCCCCCGACUGGAAAAGCCGCGGAGGAUCAGUGCUCAUAUACCUCCAAACAAGAACACUUUAGCUACAUCUAAAAGUCUGCGCAUGUGUGUUAGUAGUGGAAACAUCCGUGAGAACCUGACAAAAAGCACUGUGGAAGGUGAGAGUGGGCAGGGCUCUCCGGAAUCUCAGACUAUAGACACAGAACCUUCAAGUUUGAAACAAGGCAUGGAAAAUAAGAACAGCUGUGAUGGCUUAAACUUGUCACUUGAUUCUAUUGAUCAAGUUGCAUUCGACUUUGAAGUGUCCAAGUUUUUUGCAUUUGGUUCCCCCAUUGGACUUGUUGUUGGUUCCCGGAAAUUCGUUCGAGGCGAGGAUUAUAAAGAACUACCUCCAAGGCCUACAUGCGCACAGUUUUAUAAUCUUUUCCAUCCAUUUGACCCAUCGGCUUCACGAAUCGAGCCUCUCAUCAUUCCAGGAUUUGUCCAAACACCAUCAGUGAACGUUCCACGAUAUCAUCAUUUUCCUUUGGGUGAUGGAAAAUCUCAUUUUCUCAGGGACACUUGGUCUAUGAACCCUGAACUGUUUAGUAACCAAACAUCGUCUCCUCGACUUAGUCCUCGGGGAUUGUCUCGACCGGGCAUUGUAAGACACGAUAGUAAUAUGAGUACUUCUAGUGUGUCGUCAUUGGAUAGUUUAUGCGAUAGCAAAUUCCCAGAGGUGGAACCAGGUUACUAUUGGUGGGGUCAAAAGCGAUUAGAUUAUGCGCUGUACUGUCCAGAAGGCUUACAACAAUUUCCGACCGCUGUCCUUUCACCGCUUUUCCACGUUAGUUACUGGGAAUCYWSUGAUGUGGCGGCGUUUGUCGUUAGGCAGGUUCUUCAUGGAGAUUGGAAUAUCUCAAGUGUAUCUUCACCAAGCAAAAGAGGAAUGACUUUCUCGCCCUCGCAACCAAGGGAAAAAUGGCUGCGGCGAAGAACAGCCAUUAAAAUCAAGAACCUGAACUCGAAUCAUCGUGCUAAUGACAGUGUAGUUAUGGAGGGAAAUGCACAGGUUCUAACGGCUAGGUUCAUGUAUGGACCACUAGAUAUGGUAUCGCUGACUGGUGAAAAGAUUGAUAUUUACGUAAUGUCGCAGCCCCCCUCAGGUGAAUAUGUAUUACUAGACACGGUUAUAACGGCCAGCGGUGGUCGGCUAGUGUACACAAUACAAGAUGACAAGAAACUUCCUGUCGGAAUAUAUCCGUUAAAGAUGGUAGUCAGAGGAGAUCAUACCUGGGUUGAUAGUAAUCUCGCUGUCCUGCCACCAAAGACAGAGUCAGUCGUAUUCAGCAUCGAUGGGUCAUUUACUGCUAGUGUGUCUAUAAGAGGAAAGGAUCCUAAAGUACGCGCAGGAGCUGUGGAUGUCGUAAGACACUGGCAAGAACUUGGGUUCUUGAUUAUUUACGUCACAAGUCGCCCAGAUUUCCAAAAACAUAAAGUCAUGUCAUGGUUAGCACAGCAUAACUUCCCUUACGGUCUGGUCGCCUUUGGAGAUGGAAUCACAAAAGAAAUACAGAAACAUAAGACGGAAUUUUUGCGAAAAGUUGUUAAUGAGGCCAGUGUAAUUGUCCAUGCUGCAUACGGAUCCAUAAAAGAUAUAUCAGUGUACUCAAGUGUUGGUUUAAAACCUGACCAAAUCUUUUGUGUUGCGAAACACUACAACAGAAAAUACGAAAGACAGGCUCUGUUCCUAAAAGAUGGGUAUGCCGUUCACCUUAACGAGAUGUCAAGUAAUCCAAUCUCACGACCUUCGGCUGGAAAUUCUCGUCUUAUUCUUCGUCGAGGAUGUUUUGGAUUAUCAACUCGGCCAUCCAAAGCACGCCACAAACAACUCAAACGAACAAGUUCAGACAAGAGUAAAGCCACAAAGAACCUUGAGCCUUYACAAUCUGAAAGCGGUCAAAUGUUAUCAGGGACAUUCAAUUAUUCCUCGUUUCGACAGACCAAAGGUCUUUCCAUCACUAAAAUACAAUGAAUACUGUUUUAUUUGAAGCAGAAUAAAUCGAAGAAACAAUGCUUAUGCCCUUUGAGGUAACUGGUAGAAGCAUUGACUUGCUCUCCCGAGGCAAUUUGUAAAUUUAUUAGGCCUAUGCUCUUUUAGGUCGGUUGAAGAAGCAGUGUUUUGAGUUAAUAGGUAGAAACCUUGCCUGUUCUCUCUGAGUAGAAGCAAGCAUACAUUAUGUUUUUAAGAAGCAAGUAUAGACGUACUUGGUAAUUAAUUGGUAUAAAAUAUUUCUCUCCUCUUUGAUAUAACUUGCAGAAACAGUGUAAAUGGUUAUUGAGGUGAGAGCAAUUCUCUUCUACUUUUAUCUAAAGUAAUUCGUUAAAGAAUUGUCUGUGCCCUUUGAGGUAACAGUAUAAAGUUGAUAGUUCGUUCAGUCGUCGUCAGUAUCAAGCUUGUUUUUUUAACUUAUUAGGUGUGCCUUUUGACCGGGCAGCUUUUUUUGCAGGUCCGAUGGCAGAGACUGACCCAAUCAGGUUGAUAAACUGCACGAGCAUAUCUCGUGACUAAUACUAAGUCAUUUGAUUGAUGCUAUUUAGAUGAACUUGUCACAUAGCAUCCAUGCCUGUCUGCAAGGCAAGUAGUGUGCGAAAGAGCUCACGACAGAGAGCUCAAACCUAUUUAUAUGAUUUUAAAUUGAAGCCGUUGCAACGUGUAUAAACUUCAUUUUGUUUUAAGACUACACGGUCACCAAGCUCUAUAACGGAUAGAGGAUGAGUAAAUUUUAUUAGGAAAAAUGCUCUUGAUGCUGUUUAGAGAAUGCGUUGACAGUUACCUUGACAUUACCUUGUGGAUACCUCGGGGUUAGAAUAAGAUGUUUUUUGUUUUCAGUUUACUGUAAUAUUUUUUCCUUAUUGUAAAUAUCACAAAAGCUCUAUCGGGUYCCACAUAUUUGUUGUCGUUUAAGUCGUUAUAACGUGAAGUGGUAAMGAAUUCACGUAAAAACGUAAAGAUCAAGCAUUCAUUUUAGAAAUGAUUUAAUUUUUUUUGGCUAAAAGGGCUUAACUAAUAUAUAUUGAGAAAAUCUUGGCUCAUCGCCCUCUUAUGUGAUUGACUUACAGUAUCUACCGGGCGGGUACUGACUUAUUUAUUGGUGUUAUCUCCACCAUUUUAAAAUCUAUUAUCCUUCUGUCCUUAUGUACAUAAGAUUGUAUCAGGUAGAAGUAUGUUUGWUUAGUUCAGAACAAUCUUCAAACCGGCUCGAUUCAGUCGGGUCCUUUGAACACACAGGUUUUCCACAGGUAGCUCAAUAUUCGAUAUUUGUCUUCAAUUACUGUACUUCGAAUCGGAUAGUAAGAUCCCUUUAAACUGUCAUGCCUUAGAAUAUUCUGCAUUACCUUCUGGCGACCAAGGAAUUACAUUCUCACAGAGGUUUAAUAAGUCACAUAAUUCUGUAGUAAAUCAGCACAACUAUCGAGCUUGGGCUAUAUGUGGAAGGAAUCAUAAUAUUGAAGUUAAGUGAAACAUGCGUCACUUUCCUGCAUUAAUGUGGAUGUUUGAUGUCGUAAACUUCACGUGACAGGGACAUAUGACGUCAUGGAUUACAUUGAUAAGUAAGGUUUAAAAUAUGACAUAAUAUAAGUACACAUUCCUUUUAUUUUAUUAGCAGAAAGGUCAGUAGGCUCUUUGCUAUAGUUUGCAUACACUGAAUGUAUUCUUGUCGUGAAGUGAAUACAUUUUAACUCGCCAAUAGUGUAUUGUGUAACAUAGAUGAUACAAUACAACAUCUCUUCCGCCACAAAAGCCGUUUAGAUURCGUAAGGCUUUAAAUAAAUGCCGCAAAUGGUUCAAAACCGUUGCCUAACGUUGAAUGAUAUUGAUAUUAACAAUACGAUGUAAAAUAUUGACAAUGAUCAUAUUAAACUAUGUGAGUGUAAUUCAG